Molecule: messenger RNA, 2323 nt
Organism: Elgaria multicarinata webbii
Lineage: Eukaryota; Metazoa; Chordata; Lepidosauria; Squamata; Anguidae
Gene: SSBP2
Product: single stranded DNA binding protein 2
Exons: 17
Coding region: 164-1306 (380 amino acids)
Biological process (GO): positive regulation of transcription by RNA polymerase II
Cellular component (GO): nucleus
Molecular function (GO): protein binding; single-stranded DNA binding
Source: RefSeq, a predicted model, not a curated record
GGGGGUGUGUGGGCGGCGCGCGCACGCGGGCGUGUGGUUAAAAGUACGCGAGACCCUCUUGUUCAGGCAGGGGGUUGCGGAGUCCUUCCCGAGGGGGGUGGGGCUGAGGUGCCGGGCUCUCUUCCCGCGUCGGUUGGGGACAGGACGUGCCCGAGCCCUUCUCAUGCCCCGGACGGCGGCGGAAGGUUGUAGCUCGGUCUGUGAGGAGAAAGUGGUUGAAGCAGACUGUGUGGUGCCUCACUCCACGGGAGGCUUAGGGUUAGCACUAUAUGUAUAUGAAUAUUUGCUCCAUGUAGGAGCACAGAAAUCUGCGCAGACGUUUUUGUCAGAGAUAAGAUGGGAAAAAAACAUCACAUUGGGCGAACCCCCAGGAUUCUUACACUCUUGGUGGUGUGUGUUUUGGGAUCUCUACUGUGCAGCUCCAGAAAGACGUGAAACAUGUGAACAUUCAAGUGAAGCUAAAGCCUUUCAUGACUAUAGCGCUGCAGCAGCUCCCAGUCCAGUGCUAGGAAACAUUCCCCCAGGAGAUGGCAUGCCAGUAGGUCCUGUACCACCGGGGUUUUUUCAGCCUUUCAUGUCCCCCCGAUACCCAGGAGGCCCAAGGCCACCUUUAAGGAUACCCAAUCAGGCACUUGGAGGUGUCCCAGGAAGUCAGCCAUUAUUGCCUAGUGGAAUGGAUCCAACACGGCAACAAGGACAUCCAAAUAUGGGCGGACCAAUGCAGAGAAUGACUCCUCCUAGAGGAAUGGUUCCACUAGGACCUCAGUCUGACCCUUGGUUAUCAUUGCAGAACUAUGGAGGUGCAAUGAGACCCCCACUGAAUGCUUUAGGUGGCCCUGGAAUGCCUGGUAUGAACAUGGGUCCAGGAGGUGGUAGACCUUGGCCAAACCCUACAAAUGCCAAUUCAAUACCAUACUCUUCUGCAUCGCCUGGGAAUUAUGUAGGUCCACCAGGAGGUGGAGGUCCACCAGGAACACCCAUCAUGCCUAGUCCAGCAGAUUCAACCAACUCCGGAGACAACAUGUACACUUUAAUGAAUGCAGUACCUCCUGGACCUAACAGACCUAAUUUUCCAAUGGGACCAGGGUCUGAUGGCCCUAUGGGUGGUUUGGGUGGAAUGGAUUCACAUCAUAUGAAUGGAUCAUUAGGCUCAGGAGACAUGGACAGUAUCUCCAAAAACUCUCCCAGUAAUAUGAGCAUGAGCAAUCAGCCCGGGACCCCUCGAGAUGAUGGUGAAAUGGGGGGAAACUUUCUAAAUCCUUUUCAGAGUGAAAGUUACUCCCCCAGCAUGACAAUGAGUGUGUGAUCCAUUACCAAGUCCCUUCGUGAAGGCUGCACUGAGUUGGCCCUCUCCAGAGAGCUACUAAAGAAGAAAAAAUACUCAUCCCUGUGUACAGAAAAGAUCUCUGCCACAGUUGGACCCACCAUUUUCCCCCAACCAUCUUUCCAGUUUUGUGAAGAAAGUGGGUCCUGAUCUGAUUUCACCAUCUUAUAAUGUGGCGUAUCAGAGCUGCCCAAGACUGAACUGCAAACAGUUAUCUGUGUAUGUAUAUGUAGGGAUAGGUGUAUGUAUGUGUGUGUUACAGAGACAUAGAUAUGCGCACAUACAUAUAUAGACCUGCAGGACGUUGUAAAAUAUUUUCACGUGACAUCUUAAGUAGAAAUAAGAAAUAGGGACUUUUAUUCCAUCUUUUUUCACGUUUACAUUUUAACUACUAAAAGAACUGCUUCCCUCUCCCCAUCUGAACUGUUUUGUGCUGUGUAUAUCACUGCUUUGUAAGUUAUUUUUUUAAGAAGAUCUCAGAUAAGUUCUGUUUUUUGUUGUCUGCCAUAAUGGAUAGGAAUAAAACUGCUUAUAAGAGGGCUCUCAUAAAGUUGUGUUUGAUACCAAUAACCAUGUGAGUUGAAAACUACACUAUUUCAAGAAACAAAAGAAAUGCAUUACUUUCAUUGAGCAAGUUAAACUUGUCCACUGCCUUUCUAAAAAGUGAGAGAAAAGAAUGUGUUGCAGGGGGCGUGGCGUACUUUGCCCGUUUCUUUAUAUAUGCCUAAUACUGCGAUCCUAAACAUACUUGUAUAGUUGUAAUCUCCACUGAUAUAAUUUAGAUUUACUUUUAGGUAAAUUGUUGAGGAUCAGAAUGCAAAUCCUUCAAUAUUUGUUUUCAAGGGAAGUCUAAGUUUUUAUCAACUUCUUGAUCUAUGCAGAGAAAUACAACAUUGCUGUGUUGAGCUCUGGUUUGAUUGCUGUAGCAUCCAGCAAUAAAUGUGGCAGGUUGUCUUUCUGCCUUUGGAAAAAAUAAAAUUUAUUCACUAUGAUCUUCCA